GUAUAUGUGUUGCCUAUUUUGCCUAUGAUCUGAUGCGGAGCGCAAAUUGAGCGUCAUUGUCCACCACAUGAUUUUAAUAAAAUGAGAAGAUAAGGACUUGAACGACUCCGGUUGUUCAUUUUCUCCUCGAUAUGUCUGCGGCGAUGCUGAGCACCACUAGCAGCAAGUUGAAUGUAUUGGUCAACAAACUACACGAGUACUUGGCUCAUUCCACCGUUGAGGACAGCAAUGGCACACCAUCCUCAGCGGAUGCCGAUGGUCUUACAAACAGGGGAUUUUCUCCCAGAAAUUCAACAGGCCAUACUGUGACAGAGGCAGGAGUGGAUACCAGAUACUCCAGGAGAAAACCCUCUGUGGUUAUAAAGCACUCUGGACUGGAUGAAUCUGGGGACUCAAAUGGAAGUGAGGACGUGGAGUUACCAAUCAAUGCAUAUGGUCAACUUGAUAUUACUAGAUUGCCAAAAGGCACUGUGAUGGUCCGGCCUGAACCUGUUGAAAACGGAAGAGAUGACUUCAGGGGUCCAGAGUUUCGCAGCCGGAAAUCCAGCGCACUACGUAAAGAGUUUUCAAGAAGACGUGGAGGAGUUGAACGCAUGGGAAUUGUCAGCUGCACUGCAUGUGGCCGCCAAGUUAGCCAAUUCCGGAAAGAUUCCUUGUAUCAACAUCCUGUUUUGAAAGUGCUUAUCUGCAAGUCUUGCUACAAGUAUUACUUAAGUGACGACAUCAGUAAGGAUCCCGAUGGAAUGGAUGAGCAGUGCAGAUGGUGUGCUGAAGGAGGAAACUUGAUCUGUUGUGACUUCUGCAGUAACGCCUUCUGCAAGAAGUGUAUUCUCCGAAAUCUGGGAAGGAAGGAGCUGUCUGGCAUCUUGGAAAGUAAAUGGUAUUGCUAUGUCUGCAGCCCGGAGCCCCUUUUUGACCUAGUGAUGGCCUGUGACAAUGUCAUUGAGACCACGGAGUGUAUGUGGCAUCAGCAGCGCCGGAGGAACCGAGUAGUGCCGGAAAAAUCUGAACUUUAUGGCAUUUUGCCACACUUACCCCAAAACAUUCCUAUGGAUAAAUGGGAUCACUCUGGUAUGGAUGGUAAUGUGGUGUUCAAUUAUAACACACUACAGACUUCCAAGGAUAGUACCAAAAAGGCCAAACAUUUAGUGGAAUCAACAAACGCCUUAAAUCGAACAUUUAUCAGUUUCAUUCAUUCUGCGACAAGGAACAAACCAACGCCUGGCAUUCGCAGUCUGUAUCUGAAGUCUUUUUUGACAGUGGUGAAGGGCUUGCGGAAAUCACUUUCAGCACUCGAGGAUAGCCUGAAGGAAGAAUUUACCGACUUGGAUGUAUUGAACUGUUGGGAUAAGUUACUUAGUGACGAGUUUGAUGCACAGCCUGUAACAGAAGCGGACACUGAGUUGGAUACCGCUGAUGAAAGAUGCUUGAGAGAGUUGCAGAAGUUGGCAGCUGAACAUUCGCAAGAUGACGAUUCUGACUCUAAGGUCUACACAGAUGGGAGAGGUGCACUUGACUGCGACAGGGAGGGCGUGGACUCAUCUUCACGGAAAGCCAGACUGAAGGCACAAAAGAUUGGCCUGAAGUCUUCUGAAAGUGGGGUCAACAUGACUAAGAAACUGGUGGUAAAGCUUACACCCGUGCUUGUGGAAAAGGAGUCAUCCUCCAAUUCUUCAAAGACCGAGACAGACAUGCACAUGGAAGAUAAAAAGUUAGAGAGCAAAGACUUAUCAGAAGAUGAAGAGUCAGGCGUCGCAUGUGCUAAAGCUGACAACAAGAUGAGCAAUGACAACUCAAAUGCAUCUCUGCCUCUAGAAGAGGAACAAGGUAACAGACGGUCUCCUCGCGUAAAGACCACACCUUUGCGUCGACCGAGUGAUGUCAAGGCCAAAACUUCUCUUUCGACAGCAGACAGCGACAGUGACUCGGACCCUGAGGGAACCCCCAGCACAGUACCAGCCAAAAACACUGAAGAACAAAGUCUAAGCAGAGCAAGAGACGACUCUGACUCGGACGAAGUUCCUGCUGCCCUGCUUGAGCGAGCAGCUAUGACGCACAGCUCUGAUGAACCCCAGAGUGACGAGGACGCCGGCAAAGCAUCGACAAAGGUGGCCAAGAAAUGUCUCUUUUGGCUCACUAAGAACACGCCGAUAUCACCAGAGAAGAUGCGCCGCAAACGAAAGAUGCUGGACCGUUCCCCCGAGUCUGACUCAAGUGACAGAAGAACCAAGGCUCGGAGGGAAAGCGGGACAGAUUCCUCUAGUGACGAUCAAGACUCGCAGAAGAAAAUUCAACACUUGAACACGCUGAGGUCAAUGGGGAAGCCCCACCUCGUCAAAAGAGAGGAGGAAGGUGUGGUCAGAAAGCAGGGAAGGAUACAGGCCAGGAAGACCAAGACUAAAUCCCGUCGGGAAGCGACAGAAUCGUCGUCCUCAUCUAGCGAAGACGAACAUGAUGACGACUCCGGGAGUGACGGAGAUGAUCAGAAGAUGAAGCCAAUCACUGAAGACGUGGCCUUACUGGGGGCAGCAGGCUUCCAACAAUCAUCUGGAGAUGAGGAGCAAUCUGGACCCUUGUGGGCAGCAGAAGAAGAUGAUGACCCAGAAAAUAGAAUCGCUAAGAAAAUACUUUUGGCCCAAAUCAAAGCCAACUACUCCUCGGAUGAUGAUAUCUCAUCGGAUGAUGACAUGCAGGAGGAAGAAUCUGAGUCGGAGGGUGCUGAGGUUAAACAAGGCAAUGAGGAGAAUGGGACAGAUGAAAAUGGUGAAGGCUUGGCUUCAGCGUCCUCUCAAUCUGGGUCAGAUGGGCCCAAAUCCAGGCACCACCUGCUCCGCCACAAACUCACCCUAGAUGAGGGAACAUCAAGUGACAAGGCGGCAGCAGAGGGUGAAGUAGAAAAGAAGGAGGGCAAGAAAAAGGCCAGCUGCAUAGACCUGAGCACUGAUAGUGAAAGUGAUGGUGACAAUUAUGAGCUGGAGCUGGAGGAGAUGGAAAUGAGCGAAGAGCUGAGUCAGUCAGAGGAUGAGGCCGGAGAAAAAAAGCCAAACAGAUUAUCCACUAAAGUGAAAUCGCCCCGCAGUAACGACAAAAAGGAACAAAUGCUUUGCAUUUUGCUGUCUGACUCCAGCACUGAAAAGAGCGAUCAGGAGGAUACAGAUGAGGGGACUGUCGACAGUAAAGGCACCCCCAAAGGACGCAAGAAGAUCCGCAAAAUCCUCGAAAAUGAGAAUCUGCGGGCAGAGACCCAGGAAGCGCUGAGAGAGGAGGAGGAGAGGUGCAAACGGUUGGCAGAUAGGGAGCAACAGAUGGCGGACACGAGAGAGAUUAUUGUUAUAGAGGAUGAGCUGUCUCAAGUGCCGUGUCCAAUCACCACAAAGCUGGUCCUGGAUCAGGAUGAGGAGACUAAGAAGCCUCUUGUUCAGGUGCACAGGAACCUGGUGACAAGACUGAAACCUCACCAGGUGGAUGGAGUUCAGUUUAUUUGGGACAGUUGCUGUGAGUCUGUGAAGAAGGCCAACUCUUCUCCUGGAUCAGGCUGUAUACUGGCACACUGCAUGGGUCUGGGAAAGACUCUUCAGGUGGUAGCGUUCCUUCACACAGUGUUGCUGUCAAAGAACCUGAACUUCAGAACGGCACUGAUCAUGUGUCCUCUUAACACUGUCCUCAACUGGGUCAGCGAGUUCAAGAAAUGGCAAGGCAACAUGGGAGAGGAUAUAGUCAAAGUUACAGAACUGGUCACAAAAAAGACUCUCCCAGACCGGAUCGGUGCUCUGAAGAGGUGGCAGAGUGCUGGAGGUGUUAUGAUAAUGGGAUACGAAAUGUACCGCAACAUGUCACUUAGCCAGAAAAUGGGGGAUGAGAAGUGGAAGAAAGAGCUUAAAAGCUUACUGGUGGAUCCAGGUCCAGACUUUGUGGUUUGUGAUGAGGGGCACAUCCUGCGCAACGAAGCAUCCAAUAUCUCCAAAGCCUCAAAUGCCAUCAAGACCAGACGAAGAGUCGUGCUAACUGGCACGCCGCUGCAAAACAACCUGGUCGAGUACCACUGCAUGGUCAAUUUCAUCAAGAAGAAUCUUCUGGGCUCGCUGGGCGAAUUCAGAAACCGAUUUAUCAACCCGAUACAGAACGGCCAGUGUGCCGACUCCACACCAAAAGACGUGCGAAUCAUGAAGAAGCGUGCACAUGUCCUUCAUGCCAUGCUGGCCAGAUGUGUGCAGAGGAGAGAUUACUCAGAGCUAACCCAGUUUCUACCUCCCAAACUUGAGUAUGUGGUGGCGGUGAGGGUUUCCCCGCUUCAGUAUAAGCUGUACCGCUACUACCUUGAGCACGUCACUGGUGUUGGUUUCAUGGCUAACACACCGAGGAUGAGGACGGGAGCAAACUUGUUCAAGGACUUUCAGGUUCUCAGCAGGAUUUGGACUCAUCCCUGGUGCCUUCAGCUCAGCUACAUCAGCAAAAACAAAAAAGGACCCUUUGAAAAGAAGAAUCAAGUUACAGUUGCAGCUCUGUUCAGAAAUAAGGAGCCCGCUGUGACUGAGACCAGACUGAGCGAGAACAAAGACAAAGGAGAGAACGCUGACAGCACUACAGCACUUUCUGCUGACGUGGUCAAAGACGCUCCAGCAGUAGGAGGGGAGAGAGCAACCAGAGAGAUUCCAGGUGAGGGCUGGUUCAAGAAUCUGCUGUCUGAAAGUGACGCCAAAAUCCUGGAGCACUCUGGGAAGAUGGUGCUCUUAUUUGAGAUCCUGAGAAUGGCCGAAGACCUGAAGGACAAAGUGCUCGUGUUCAGUCAGUCCUUGAUCUCGUUAAACCUAAUUGAGGAUUUCCUCAAGGCUUCUCACCAUGCAAGAGAUUCAUCAUCAUUCAAAGCGGGCAGCUGGAUUAAAAACAUUGAUUACUACCGUCUUGAUGGUUCCACCAGUGCUAUAUUAAGGAAGAAAUGGGCAGAUCAGUUCAAUAAUCCUGCCAAUGUCCGCGGCAGAUUGUUUCUCAUCUCAACAAGAGCGGGCUCGCUCGGCAUCAACCUGGUCCAUGCCAACAGGGUGAUCAUCUUCGACGCCUCAUGGAAUCCCUCAUAUGACAUACAGAGCAUAUACAGGGUCUACCGUUUCGGUCAGCUCAAACAAGUGUUUGUGUAUCGCUUCCUGGCUCAGGGAACCAUGGAGGAGAAGAUCUAUGAUCGUCAGGUGACUAAGCAGUCUUUGUCGAACCGAGUGGUGGAUCAGCAACAGAUCGAGAGGCACUUCACCCUUUCUGAACUGACUGAACUUUACAUAUUUGAGCCAGACCUGCUGGAUGACCCAAACUCAAAGAAAAGCAAGAGAACCACCUCUGUUUUACCAAAGGAUAGUGUCCUGGUGACGCUGUUACAAACCUGUAAAGACCACAUAGUGAGCUGCCAUGAGCAUGAAUCUCUGCUGGACCAUAAAGAAGAGGAGGAGCUCAGUGAGGCAGAACGCAAAGCUGCCUGGGCAGAGUACGAGGCCGAGUCAAACACAGCCAGCGCCUCGGUUAGCUCGAGCCAGAACGCCUUGAUAGGAAAGACUAAUGAACAGCUACUGAAACUGCUCAACAAGACUAGAACAGACGUAUCAGGGGCCUUUUUGGCGCUGCAGAAGAUCACGUCUCACACUAUCGAACAAUACAUGCAGCUGCUGCGGCAGCAGUAUCCUGACCUGCCCCAUCCAGAGGUCAGGCAGAAGGCCGAGCUUUGGAAACAAAGUGACGAGAAGGAGCAGGAACGCAGACGGGCCUUUUAUCAAGACGUCCUCGCCAAACAACAAUCGCUCACACUCCAUAUCCAGGCCAUGCUGAACAGUCGAAGGACUCAACUGAUGCAGACGACAGCGAACACUGUGAACCAGCAAGGGCAGACUUGAGGAAGAAUGUGAUGCCUUUGUUCUUCAUCUCGUAACUUUCCUCAAUCACUGUUCUACCAGACAGGCGUAUGUUUUAUAACACAAGAAUGCACUGAGUACCAAAAGCAACAUAACAGCUGUAUGUUAUAUUACUUUUAGAUUUUAAGUGGUGACGUUUGUAGUACGAUACUCAGAUGCACCAUCAGUUUAGUUUAGUUACACUAAGUACUUUAACUUUAAUGAUUUUCAGUUGUACGAAUGUGUCAGUUUGCAAAAAAAGGAAUCAUUCACUAGCUGCUUUAUACUAUUUCAAUACGUUAUUUAGUACCAAAUCAUCAAUUUCAUGGAUUCUACUCUAGGAAAUUACUGAAUGUGCCUUUCUAUUGAUAUGUUUUGCUACCAGUUAAGAUUACGUAUAUUAAAUACAAUUUUUGUAGUUUUUUUUGUAUCAAUGUUUUUGUUUGUUUUUUUUACAAUCAACAAGAUUCAGUAGCUGAAA
Scomber scombrus (Atlantic mackerel) is the source of this 6354-nucleotide messenger RNA. Its product is annotated as transcriptional regulator ATRX-like. The record is from RefSeq and is a predicted model, not a curated record. Lineage: Eukaryota; Metazoa; Chordata; Actinopteri; Scombriformes; Scombridae. Gene Ontology annotation, cellular component: nucleus. The transcript has 35 exons. Bases 132 to 5876 code for a protein of 1914 amino acids. Gene Ontology annotation, molecular function: ATP hydrolysis activity; ATP binding; ATP-dependent chromatin remodeler activity.